CAGAAAGAUAAAGGAUGCAAGAAAUACGUUUUUUUGAUAAGAUAAAGACUUAACAAAUACUUUUUUGUAAACGUUCCUACAACAAAGGGAAACAAUUUUACAUCUGUUGAAAUGGAAGUGCUGUUGUUGAUCUUCAUACUUUCUGUUGCAGGGGUUUCUCAAGGAUCUCAAAGCAGUUACACGUCUGAGUAUCUGAAUAAUUCCUCAGAGGCCACUACGGCCACGACAGACACAGCAAACAAAACUGAAGCCCCGGUCACCUUGUUUCGAUUAUUUGGUGGUGACAGCCCUUGUUCUGGGAGCCUGCAGGUAUUUUAUAAUGGAACAUGGGUUCCAGCAGAAGUCACCCCAGUUUGGAAUAUCAGUGAAGCAACCCUAGUCUGUGAAAAACUGGACUGUGGAAAAGCUUUUGAUGUUCAACCACUUCAAUAUCCCAAUUCCCAAAUGCAACACUCCCACAAGAAUUCAGGACUGCUUGAGUGUAACUUUGGGGGUCCAGAUUUUUUUAAUUGCACAGAAGCUCAGAAAGGUUAUUACAUUAACAGGACGAAUGUCAUCUGUAGAGGUCACAGAGCUGUGCGAUUGGCUGGAGGUAGAGACGCUUGUGCUGGAAGAGUGGAGGUCUGGGAGGAGGGUUUUUGGGGCACUGUGUGUGACGAUUGGUGGGACAUGAAGGAUGGCGAUGUGACCUGUGCACAGGUGGGCUGCGGAUUUGCUGUGGAAGUGCUGUCGGGAGGAGCACUCCAGUUUGGAAAUGGGCACGACCCUAUUCUGAUGGAUGAUGUUAACUGUACAGGAACAGAGAGAUUUCUGUGGGAGUGUCCAUUUCUGAAACACAGCGGGGACUGUGGGCACAAAGAAGACGCUGGGGUCAUAUGUUCAGAGCACAAGGCAGAACGCUUGAGCGGUGGCUUGGACAGGUGUUCUGGCAGAGUGGAAAUCCACCGCAGUGGGUCAUGGGGAACAGUGUGUGACAAUGUGUGGGGAACAGAUGAGGGGGGGAUGGUGUGCUCCAUGCUGGGCUGUGGGGACCAAGUGAAGGUCAAAGGUUUUAACAACACCUUCAAACACGACACAACUCUAAAAUGGUUCUAUCAGUGUGCUACAAAAGAUCGUAGUCUUUGGGACUGCAAAGAAUACGCCAAUAACGAAAACCUCUGCCAGAAGUCCUCUGCAGCUGCAGUUGUGUGCAGCAAAUCUCUUGGACUUCCUCGCAUCACUACAGAAGAAACCUGGACCACCGGGACCCCAACAUCUGCCUUUAUUUUAAUAGAAAAGACAGGUUUUCUUGUCACGCCAUCAGUUCUGGGUUGUUUCGUGCUGUCAUUUCUUCUGCUGCUGGUGAUGAUACUUUAUGUUGUGCAAUUCUGUAGAUCCAAGAAAAGAGACAUGAUGCCAGUUCAGCAGACCGAUUCUAACAUGCAGACGGUUGUCUUGGUAGCAGAGGAGAAUGUGUACCGAGAUGAUGUCAGUCUCGUUAAAGUUACAACAACAAACAUACCAAACAACAACAAUGUAAAUCCUCAAUUGGAAGCCACUCAGCUUGUUAAUGAUGAUUCCUCAUUUGAAGCUGAUUAUGAGGAUUAUGAUUUCAGUGUAGAACCUGCUGCCUCCAUAUCCACCUUUCAAAAUUCCCAUCGAAAUAGAACAGAUAGCAGAAGCCCUAGGACAAGUACUAUCCCAAUGACAACCCUAGCAGAAGAAGAAUUCCGGUAUACUCCCAACACACCCAUAUACCCUGAACCUCUAAUUUUGAAUGAAGACUCCUCCAGCACAUCUUCAGGAGAAAGCUACCUGAAUAACGUGGCUGUGAACUACAACACACAGUCUAUUGAGGAUUUCAGCAGAUCCUCAGAUUGCAGUCCUAAAUCAUAUGUGGUUGAAAAUGGUGUGUCUUGCCAGGGUGAUAAAGAUGUGGACAGUGCCAAACCAGAAAUGCCCACUGGACCACCCCCCUCCCAGUCUGAAGCCACCAUGCCCCAGCCACACCACUGGAACCAAUUACACAACAGUUCCAUUGCAUUUAAUCCACUCAUUGACAACACAAUAGACUCUUCCAGCACAUCAUCAGGAGAAUACGAUGAAAACAUCAGCAGACUUAACCCCAAGCCGCAAACUACAGGUGUCUCUGAGAAUCAUCAAGGCAAUGUUUGUCAAGAUUCCUCAUCAGACAGUGAUUAUGAUGACAUUGCAAACUACUGCAAUUGAUGCAGAGCUGUAUUUCACUGUGGGCAUUCCUUCCAUUUGCCACAAGCCAUUUAGUUAUGGCAGCAGCACCAAGUGUUCAACUGAAUUAUAAAUGCAGAUGGAUGUCUCUGCAACCGAGAGGCCAGCCUACUGCUUUUGUUUAAUCAGGGAGUGCUCAGGUUUGGAUGGCAUCACACAGCCAAUAAACUGUGCAGCCCGUGUCAUACUGUUUCAAAACUAUGCACUGCAGUUUGUAUUGCUUAAAUGACCAUCCUUUAGUACCUGAAAAGCAUUCAUUUGGCAGCUGUCAAAGAGAACAUCCUUGGUUUUUACACCGUAGUUGCCAGUCAAGAUGAUUCCAUAAGCACUUUUCUAAAUUAUUUCCCUGAUAAACAAGAAAUAGCCUUCAGUUAUGAAACAGUUGGAAGAUAUCUGCUAAGAGAAGUGUCCCCCAGUGUAGUCAGAACUUCACUUUGCACAGGUACCAGAUGAAAAUGUAUGUUUGAUAACUCAACAAAACAACUUUAAUAACACUAUGUAACACAAUUUUUGUUCCUGGGUAGUAAGUGUUAUUUCCUGAUUGCUUAUGCCUCAAAAGUAUAGAAAAUGGCUAUUAUUCCCCA
Acipenser ruthenus (sterlet) is the source of this 2810-nucleotide messenger RNA. Its product is annotated as T-cell differentiation antigen CD6. Bases 112 to 2208 code for a protein of 698 amino acids. The record is from RefSeq and is a predicted model, not a curated record. Gene Ontology annotation, cellular component: membrane. The transcript has 14 exons. Lineage: Eukaryota; Metazoa; Chordata; Actinopteri; Acipenseriformes; Acipenseridae.